This is a messenger RNA of Lodderomyces elongisporus, 2007 nucleotides long. It is a transcript of the gene DBP6, whose product is annotated as putative ATP-dependent RNA helicase. The record is from RefSeq and is a predicted model, not a curated record. Bases 1 to 2007 code for a protein of 668 amino acids. Lineage: Eukaryota; Fungi; Ascomycota; Pichiomycetes; Serinales; Debaryomycetaceae. The transcript has a single exon. Gene Ontology annotation, molecular function: nucleic acid binding; ATP binding; RNA helicase activity.
AUGUUUGGCGUGCGUUAUGAUCCAGAGGAGAGUCUGCUGACUCCGACUUUAUAUCACAAUGGUAGGUUUCUGCCGAACUUGAAGAAACGAAAGCGCAGAGUUCAGGACCAUGAUGUUGAUGAUGAUGAUGUUGUUGUUUUUGAUAAUGACAAGGAUGAAGAAGAAAUGAACAAGGAGAAGAAAGAGGAGGAAGAGGAAGAGGAGGAAGAGGAGGAGGAAACUGAUAAUAAAAGUGAAAGUGGAAGUGAAAGUGAAAGUGGAAGUGAAAGUGAAAGUGAAAGUGAAAGUGAAAGUGAAAGUGAUGUUGAUGGAAAACACAUGAAAGAAGAGCUCGAAGACAAGGAUGAUGCAAUGGAGGUGGAUACGAUAAUCGAAGACAACGAGUACAGCGGUAAACACAAAUCCAUAUUUGACAAGUUCAAACUGUCAGUAACAAGGACUGUCAAUGAUGACGUGGUUCAUUCAAGCAGAGACGAAGAAGAAGAUUUUCAGAAACAGAGUGGUAAUAGAGAAGAAGAGAAAGGAGAAGGAGAAGAAGAAGAGGUUGUGGAAACACAAGACUUGGCGCCAUUGCCGCAACCUCAGUUACCACGGGACAGGAAACUAAACUCAAGCACCCAGCAUUCUGCAAAUCUUGAUUGGUUGACAACACCGGAAUAUAUCGCCAUUGCUGAUACAAAACCUUUCUCCGAGUUUCCUCUUUCGCCAUUCAUGCAUGAAAACCUAGAGUCUUUAGGAUUUGAGAACGCUUUUGCCGUCCAGGUUGGUGUAUUGAGCAAAUUGUUGCCCGAAAUUCAAGCCAACAAGUUGAGACCUGAUGCAUUUGGUGAUGUGUUGGUGAACGCCUCAACAGGUUCAGGUAAAACUUUAGCGUAUUCCAUUCCCAUAAUCGAGAGUCUCAAGGACAGGGUGGUGCCGCGCGUUAGAGCCAUAGUUCUUGUACCAACCAAGCCAUUGAUCAAUCAGGUUAGAGCAACAAUGUUACAGUUGGCACUGGGGACUAAUUUGAACAUAGUCAGUUUAAAAAACGAUAUAUCAAUACGUGAAGAGAGCGAGCGGUUGAUAGAGCUGGUUCCGGAUGUUGUUAUCAGCACUCCUGGAAGGUUGGUUGAGCAUUUGGCGAUGGAUUCGAUAUCUCUUUCGAGCUUGAGAUACUUAGUUGUGGAUGAAGCCGAUAGGUUACUUAACCAAUCUUUCCAGAACUGGUCGCAAAUUUUAAUUAGCAAGAUUCAUCUGCAACAAGUUUACGAUGUUGCCAACGUGUGGAGCUUGAAAGUACAAAAGUUCAUAUUCUCGGCAACGCUCACAACAGAUGCAGGAAAAUUAGCUAGUUUGGAUUUUCACAACCCUCGACUCUUGAUUGUGAAUGACUCUCAAAGGCUUGUUAAUGAGCUCUUUUCAGUGCCGGCAAUGCUAUCCGAAUAUAAGCUCAAUUUUGGAGUUGCCAAGAGUUCUCUUAAGCCACUUAUACUUGCAAAGUUUUUAAUUGCUCAGGAAAAGCUAUCGGAUGUGUUGGUGUUUACAAAGUCCAACGAGUCCUCCAUCAGAUUGUGUACCCUCUUGCAAGCCAUUUUUGACCGCAUAUGUCUGCAAGAAAAAGUGAAGGUUGGUUUCAUGAACCUGACCAACAAUCGUACCUCACUACGCUCAAAAAUCUUGAAGGACUUUACUUCUCAAAAAAUCAACAUCUUGGUGGCGACUGACUUGAUUGCAAGAGGUCUAGAUGUGACAUCAAUCAAGGAUGUUGUCAAUUACGACUUGCUGAACUCGUCAAGAGAAUAUGUGCAUAGAGUUGGAAGAACGGCAAGAGCAAAUCAAGCAGGUAAUGCGUACAAUUUGGUCUUUGGUAAGGGUGAAGAAAAAUGGUUCAAGACCAUUUCCAGUGAAGUGAGCAGGAACAAUGAUGUCAAGGAUGUAGAGGUUAAUUUGAAGCAACUCAUAUCUGAUGAAGACGAAAAGUUAUAUCAAGAAGCGUUACAAAGUUUGCAAGACCAAGUACGAAAGUAG